Procambarus clarkii (red swamp crayfish) is the source of this 636-nucleotide messenger RNA. NCBI's taxonomy places the organism in Eukaryota, Metazoa, Arthropoda, Malacostraca, Decapoda, Cambaridae. The record is from RefSeq and is a predicted model, not a curated record.
AUGAAACCCAGGUACGAUCAGACGCGGCGCAGAGCUCGGUGUCAGCGGCCCCAGAGCAGAGCACAGUGCCGGGGUCGUCCAAAGAAGUCGGGUCAAGCAAAGAAGAAAAACCAAAACAAGGACCCAAAACCUGUCGAUAUCAUAAAUGGGGUACUUGUAAACAUGGGAUAUCGGGAAGAACAAAUGGAGUAUGUGAACACGCUCACCCUAGAAACUGCAGAAACCUUCUUAAAACAGCUUGAUGUCCCUGGUGCCAGCGACCCUGGUGCCAGCGACCCUGGUGCCAGCGACCCUAGUGCCAGCGACCCUGGUGCCAGCGACCCUGGUGCCAGCGACCCUGGUGCCAGCGACCCUGGUGCCAGCGACCCUAGUACCAGCGACCCUGGUGCCAGCGACCCUAGUACCAGCGACCCUGGUGCCAGCGACCCUAGUGCCAGCGACCCUGGUGCCAGCGACCCUGGUGCCAGCGACCCUGGUGCCAGCGACCCUGGUGCCAGCGACCCUAGUACCAGCUUACCUUACAGCAGCAGGUGGUGGAGACUCCCCGCCUCCUCACCUGGGAUGAGUGGUCUUAACUCCACCUCUUCUUCUCCCGGACACUUUAGUCGUCAUCACGACAAGUACAUCACAGUGUAG